AUGGGUAAUCCAGCAAAAUUUCACAGCAACACGUCCUUCAUCAUGAUAAACAGUACCGAUAAUUUCACCUUCUUUGAGCAAAACAGCGUGCCGUUUUUCUUCCUCAACGACCAAGACGGUAUUAGUAACAGCACUGAUGUCGUAUCUUCGGAGAUUAUCUACUACGUGCGCCACAUUCUCUACACAUCGGCAGCAGUGAUUUGUGGCUUUGGCAUUGUGUUCAACGUCAUCAUUUUGUGCGUGUUCUGUCGACAAGGCUUCGCGGAGUGUGUUCACAUUUCUCUAGUGGGCCUCGCGGUGUCAGAUUUGCUGGUCCUGUCUCUGAGUCUGCUUUACCGGCCCUUUUCCUGGUACCUAGAGAUCUGGUUCGGUGAAGAGCCCACAGAGCUUCUGCAUGCUGGAGGCUGGCUGGUGCUAGGCCUGGCUAUAAAUAGCUCGUCGCUCGCGGUCUUCAUCUGCGUGGAGCGGUGCCUCUGUAUCGCACUUCCCUUCAAGGUCAAGGAAAUAAUCACCCCGAAGGUCACGUUGAUCGCUGUGGUGGCCAUCUUCGUGGUUGCCAUAGGAACCGUUGUGCCGUCUCUUUUCGCCCUCAGAUUUGGGUAUCGCCGUGACUCCACCAACAAUGCCACUGUUCUAAACCUUUAUUUCACGGAGCACUACGUAAUUCUCACCUAUAUUUCCUACGUCCUAGCCACGCCUUUACAAAUCUCUUCGCUAAUCUGUCUCUGCGUAGUGACCUUGGCCUUAAUAAUUUUCCUCACUCAACACCAGAGAUCUCGACAAGGAUUUUUACGGUCGUCAACCACUGCCACUACACCAACCACCUCCACUACAACAACAGCAGCGGCGGUGGCGGCGACGACGACAGCAGCAAACAGCAACAGCGGCAACAGCAACAGCUCAAGCACCUCCUCCUCCGUCAAAGAGAGGCGUCUGAUCCGCAUGGUGGUCUUGCUCUCCUCCGUUAUCCUGCUGUGUUUCCUCCCGGCGCAGAUGUCCUCAGUGGCGACCUUGAUAGAACCGGAGUUCAGCGGUCAAGGUCGCUACGGAAAGCUGUACCGUCUGUGUUGGGGCGUGGCGUACUUCUUGUAUGCCGUCAACUCGAGCAUCAACGUGUUUGUCUAUUACAGCAUGAGUUCAAAGUUCAAGAAAACGCUUAGGUCCAUGUUGGGCCUCAAAUAA
This is a messenger RNA of Aplysia californica (California sea hare), 1182 nucleotides long. Its product is annotated as prostaglandin E2 receptor EP4 subtype-like. NCBI's taxonomy places the organism in Eukaryota, Metazoa, Mollusca, Gastropoda, Aplysiida, Aplysiidae. The transcript has 2 exons. The record is from RefSeq and is a predicted model, not a curated record. Gene Ontology annotation, biological process: neuropeptide signaling pathway. Gene Ontology annotation, cellular component: membrane. Bases 1 to 1182 code for a protein of 393 amino acids. Gene Ontology annotation, molecular function: G protein-coupled peptide receptor activity.